AUGGCGAGUCGUCAUUUUAACUUACAAACGCGGAUAAUUGUGGACACGCAUAGAUUUGAUGGCUUAAUUUUGACGAUGUCCUUCAUAGCUCGAACACCAGUUCUGCUAGAUAGAAAAGCUUAUUCGUCAGUUUAUAUGACUAACUAUUUGGAGGAGGCCUAUAAUCAAGUUAGAAUAAGUUUGAUGAAACAUUUUAAAUGGAGUCGAGUUGGAACGUUGGUUUUUCAACAGACCCUUUUUACAUCGCAAAUAACCAAAUUUCACGACUUGUUGAAAGAUAAUAACUUCACAUUGGUGACCUCGGGCAUUAUCACAGAUACUAGUCAAAUAUCGGAACAUAUACAGAGACUAAAGCAAUAUGAUGCCAGAAUUAUUAUUGGAGCAUUUAGAAGUACGGCUGCACCGUACAUUUUCUGUGAGGCAUAUAAACAAGGACUAUAUGGUAGUAAGUAUGUAUGGUUAUUGGGAGGUUCGUCCAUGUAUCCUGAUUGGUUAGAGUUUGAAGAUACGGGCAAGUAUCCUUGUAAGAAAUACCAAAUUGAAGAAGCGGCUCGAGGAUACAUUACCAUCGAUCACAGACGAUUGAGUUCUUCUACUGGAGUAACUUUUUCUGGAUGGACUCCCGAGGACUAUAACACCAUGAUGAAUCAGCGCGUGAAGUCGACCAACUAUUCUUUAUCCAGAUCUCAUCCAUUGGCAUACGAUACUGCUUAUGCCUUAGCCAUGGCUUUGAAUAACACUGCUGAGCAACUGCAUAAGAACAAUGCCUCACUUGGUGAUUUCAACUACGGCGAUUCAUUGACUGGAGACCUGAUUAAAGCUAGCUUGGAAAAUGUUAGCUUCGAUGGAGUUUCCGGGCCAGUUUCGUUUUCCAACGAUGGAGGUAGAAUUGGUAUAGCCUAUAUUGAAUAUAAUGAAGAUAAUAUUAGAACACCUAUUGCCACCUACGAUCCGAGAACAGAUCAAAUAACGUGGAUGAAAGAUGAUAUUGCUCUUUUUAAAGGAAUACCGGCACCAAAAGAUAGAUUUACAUAUGUUGAAAUUUAUGAACCUUACAAUAUGGCAUCAUUUGUAAUAGUAAUAUUGUUGAAUUCGGCUGGUGUUAUAUUAGCUCUAUCAGUCUUAGCAUUUAACAUCAUGUUCCAGAAUAACAAGCAUAUCAAGAUGUCCAGUCCUAAGAUGAACAAUAUUAUAAUAAUGGGAUGCUUAAUUAUGUAUGCUGCCGUUUAUAUCAAUUGUAUACAAUAUGCCAGGCUGUAUUCACCAGAGUCUAAAGACAGUAUAUGUAUGCUGAAACUAUGGAUAUCACUUCUUGGCUUUACAUUAGCAUUUGGUGCUCUGUUUUCCAAAACCUGGCGUGUCCACGUUGUAUUUAGAGAAACAUCAUUGAAGAAAAGGUCUAUAAGAGAUCACAAGUUAUAUGGAAUGGUACUUAUAUUAACAUUAAUAGAUCUACUUAUACUGAUUCCAUGGACUAUUCUCCAUCCACUUAUUGAUACUGAAAUCAAGGUCAAGUCUGAUUCUCUCUCUGAUGACGACACCAUUGUGACGUUAAUUUACACAGAUUGUCGACAUCCGUAUGGUAUUUAUUGGUAUGCUUCUGAAUAUAUCUACAAAGGUCUUCUACUAGUCUUUGGCACCUUUUUAGCCUGGGAGACCAGAAAAGUCAACGUUCCUGCCUUAAGUGAUUCCAAAUUAAUCGGAUUCUGUGUCUACAACAUAGUUGUCGUCUGUGCCUUUGCAGUACCAAUUUCCCAUGCCUUAUCCAUCCAGCAGACCAAUUUGAUGUUCGUACUAAUGUCGUUGUUUACAACUUUUUGUACCACAUUGGUGCUGUGUAUCCUCUUUUUUCCAAAGUUUAAACUUCGAAAUGAAUCUGGUGACAUAAGGUUUGCUCAAAGUCUACAGAGUCGCUCAAAGAUAAUAGAGAGUACAUGUGUCACAAAUACUGUCUUUGAACGUUUUGGCGAAGUAACACAAUCAACGUUAACAGCAAGAGCACCCAUUGUCGUGUCAGAAAAAAUAGGUGAAGUCGUAAACAAUAAUAAAGCUAGUGAAGAAAAGAAAGAAACGGAAAAACUUCGAAAAGAAUUAGUUGCUGAGGCUAAUGCUAUCGCUAAGCUUAAACUAGAUAUCAGCAAAAUAACAGAAAAUGAAGUAUAUUUCCACAAAGUCAACGGGAAAUACGUAGUAUUUAAACAGGCAGAUUUGGUAGAUUCGGAGUUAUUAAGUGUUUAA
Molecule: messenger RNA, 2238 nt
Organism: Lottia gigantea (owl limpet)
Lineage: Eukaryota; Metazoa; Mollusca; Gastropoda; Lottiidae
Exons: 16
Coding region: 1-2238 (745 amino acids)
Biological process (GO): gamma-aminobutyric acid signaling pathway; G protein-coupled receptor signaling pathway
Cellular component (GO): G protein-coupled receptor heterodimeric complex; membrane
Molecular function (GO): G protein-coupled GABA receptor activity
Source: RefSeq, a predicted model, not a curated record